Messenger RNA from Rubroshorea leprosula, 528 nucleotides. The record is from the annotation of a GenBank genome assembly. NCBI's taxonomy places the organism in Eukaryota, Viridiplantae, Streptophyta, Magnoliopsida, Malvales, Dipterocarpaceae.
UGUCCUAUAUAUAUGUGCAUAUGCGUAUGAGGUCUCAUUAAAGAGUGCUUGAAUCAAUCCCAUUGAGGUUCCUCUUCAUCUUCCAAUGAGUGAAGAUAGACAGAUUGAUCCAGCAAUCGUUCAUCCAUCCAUUGCUCUUCUGCAAGAAAGGUUCAGACAGUUGGAGAGAGCUAAGGAGAUAAGGCAGGAGAAAGAGCUCUUACGGAUGUUGCCUGAAUCAAGGCAGAUCAAUGCAACUAUGCCUUACGUGCCAUGCAGAUCACUUUUCCACCCUAUACUCAUGCUUCAGUCAGUGUACACUCAAAAGAGAAGCCAGUCUGCAAAGUAGGAAUACCCAGCAACUACAUAGCGAUCAAAAAGGCAAUUCUCUUCUCUCUUUUGAAAUGCAUUCUCAGCAUAGGUAAUGUUAUCCAAUUUGUCACCAUUCCCUUUCCUCUUCAUGAUUUUGGGAAUCAAUUGAGUUACUUCUUUGGCCUUUGACAUUGUUUCCCUUUGUUUAUCUGUGCAAAACAAACAGCACUAACCUUU